UGUUGUCGUGACGUAGUCUCGUCAGCAGUGUGCAGCAUGCUCUGUUUGUGCAUGUGCCGUCACCAUGUGCUGCUGUCCUCAGGAAUAUGUGCUAUUUUGCGUUUAUUUCUGCACAAUUUAAGAAACCAACGUCUUUAAGGGGAAUAAAUUGAUUUUUCGAGGAGUUUAAUAAUGCCAAGGACGCCGUCUAAACAUCGUAACGCUUAGCAUUGAUCACUCGUAACUGUCAAAACGUGUGUUUGUGAAAGAACAUGUUGAGACGUGUUUCCAUGAAGACCUGACCAGCUAGGAGACAAUCAAGAAAUGGAUUACAGUUUUCCUGACCGACUGUUCCCGACGUACUUCAGCUCCGGACCCCCGAACUGCGGAUCCAAACACACCGCCGGAGGAUGGGGCGAGUACAAGGGGAUACUCAACACAUCUGAUCAGGGAACAUGCAGCGAGGCGCAUCUGAAGAUCCUACCCAGACGGCGGACUGGAGGAGACCUCUGGGCCCCCUCGGAGCCCCUGGUACAGCCGCUGCUGCCGCCCAAACCAAUUCCACCGUGGCUCUUGGAUUCUUCAGAGACGACAGACUUUGGACAACAUAUGGAGGACUUCUACCGGAACCACAGCGGAGAUGCCUUCGGCUCCGUCGGUGCACUGCUUCAGGACCACUUCUACCUCGGCCACAAACGGAAAAAGAGCUGGCGUAGCGACGCUCUGAGUCUGGGCUGGACGGAUGGCUUCCUGAGCAAGCUGGAACACAGGAAGUGCGAGUACACGUAUCUAAACCGCCGCGUGGUCGCCUACGACAACCUGCUGCGAGACGCCCUCCACGACAUCCCCCCCACGCUGCUCGGGGCGCUGCUCCAGGAGGAGCUGCAGCACAGCGGCCAGCGGCUGCUGUUCUCCGAGACGGCCACCGGGGGAGCCCUGGCCCACGCCACCCUGCCCCGGGACCCCUGGCUGCUCUACGCGGCCGGGCCGGCCUCCAGCCUCCUCAACUUCCAGCGGGUGUCGCUGCGGUCCGAGGAGGGGGACUGCCCCCGGCUGGACGCCUGCAGGAAGCCCGCCUGCGUGGACCUUAAAGGGCCGGUACGCCAGAUCAGCGUCUCCGCCCUGCUCUCGGACUGUUGUGUGGCUGUGCGCUCCGACUACCUGUGUGGUGUGUGGAGGUUCAAUGAGGUGGACAAACCCAAGGUCCUGCAGGUCAUCACAACCAAGCAGCCAGUCACCUGCAUCACAGCCAGUCCACACGUUCUGGGUGAGGUUCUGCUGGCUGAUGAGAGUGGAUCUGUUCACCUCUGGACCGUCGGCAAAGGCAUGACCCAGGUGCGGCGGGAGGACAGUAACCUGUACUUCAACGCCUCGUCUCCUUGGCGAUGGUGUGAGUUCUCGGCUCACCCCAGAGUGAUGCUGUACGGUGACCGCACCGGGAUGGAGCUGACCGACGUCCGGGCUGCCAACGCCCCCAGCUUCACUCUGUUCCGGAUCAGCCGGUCUCCCCAGUGUCGCAGCGGGGAGAGGGUGGUCCUUGGGAGAUACCUGGCCGACGCCAAUCCCUUCCACCACCUGGUCACCACACAGUACUCUGCCUACAUCAUGGACGAGCGUUUCCCUGUUCUGCCCAUGCUCAAGUGGGACCACAUGAUGCAGGCCCCGCCCAUCUUUGCUCAGGUUCUCCCAGGCCACGCCUCCUCCUCUGUGGGCGGGUCUAGCAGCACCAAGGUUGUGAUUGGCUCCCAGAGUUCCCAAGAAAUCGUCAUGCUGCAGUACUCAGGAGGCUCAGCCGAGCCGUGUGUCAGUCUGGGGUCUCCUCAGCAGCUGCUGAGCCCCAGAGACUCUCUGGACCACCUGCCGGUCCAGCUGCCCCACCGCACCGAGGAGAGCCGCCACAGGCUGGCCCUGCCCGCCGCAGGUAUGACGUGUUUCUCGGGCAGGCGAGGCGGCGGCGGCGGCGGCGGCGGAGAGGACUCUAUCUGUGUCCUCCAGCUGACCGAGGCUGGAGACGUCUUCUACCAGGUCCUCAGACCGGAGCUCGGCGCCGGCCCGGACGCUGCAGGCCAGGACCCCCCCCUGCCGCCGCCGGGAGGGGAGGCAGGCGGGCGCGGCGGCUCCCCGUCCCAGCGGAGCGCCGGGGAGCCGCGGCCGGGUCUGGUGGCGGAGGACACGGGCAGCGAGGAGGAGAUGAUCGGGCCCACCCAGCCCCCCGGCGGGCCGCCGCCGGUGGUCCCGGAAACCCCAGAGAGGGGGCGCGGCUCGGGCUCCUCCAGUGAGGAGGAGGGGCUGGGCGGGAGGCGGGGCCGCUACCUGGGCCUGGAGGUGGUGGUGAACGAGGAGGAAGGCCAGGCCGACGCCGCGGCCCUCGGAGAAAAGGGGGAGGUGGCUUCCUCCGUCCGGACGGACCGCCCGGCGCCGCCCAGCGCCCGGGCCGCCGAGGCGUGGAGGCGCUGGCUGCAGCAGCUGCUGAGGUGCAGGUCCGCGGACCGGGCCCAACCCACGGCCCGGAAGCGGCGGCGGGCGAAAAAGGGGGCCGCCCACGACCCGCUCACGGAGGACCGCCUGCAGAGCCUGCGGCGGGACCUCGGGGAGAGCAUGCUCGGCGGCUCCCUGCUGCUGCACGGCGCCACCUCCCUGCCCGCCGUGGCCCCGCCCCGGCUCCCGGACACGGUGCGCACCAAGGCCUGGGGCGACGUCCUCAGCCAGCGGCUCACCGUCUCCUGGCAGGGGGAGGAGCAGUGGAAGGCGUGGUGGUCGGACAAGCUGGGACUCAACAGGAAGGAGCGGGCGGAGGCGCUGAAGAGGAGGCGGAGCCGGGACAAGGCGAGGAGGAGGAGCAACCGCUCCCUCAGCGGCUCGAGCCUGGCCAACCCGGGCAGCUCCUGGGCCUGGUCCGACCCCGACGACGCCUCGUCCCGCUGGUCGGAGCCCGGCUCCCCCAGGUCGACGGUGUCCCAGUCCGCCCGCUGGUCGGAGCCCGGCUCCCCCAGGUCGACGGUGUCCCAGUCCGCCCGCUGGUCGGAGCCCGGCUCCCCCAGGUCCACGGUGUCCCAGUCCGCCCGCUGGUCGGAGCCCGGCUCCCCCAGGUCCACGGUGUCCCAGUCCGCCCGCUGGUCGGAGCCGGACUCCCCCAGGUCCACGGUGUCCAGAGCGUCCCAGCUGCAGCACUGGUCUCCUGGGUUCUCCUUGUCUGGCUCCCUGCCCAACCCCAAGGAAGGCCCUCCUCGACACCCCCGGCUGUUGGAUGUGGAGGACGACCUGGUGCCCCCCUCCUCCUCCAGCCAGCUGGUAGCAGGGGGUAGCGUACCCUCCACCCCUAGGCCUCACACCCCUGGGCCUCUCACCCCCACGCCUCGCACACCCAGGCGGUCCCAGGCGUCCCAGGCGUUCCUCGGCCGACCUGGAAGCCAGACCUCGGCGGUCAAGAGGAAGAGGUCUCAGAUGGGAUUUUAAUAUUUAAUUUUACUCCGGGCAGCACUCUGGCUCUUUGUUUUAACCACGCAGAGGAGAAGCUGGAGGCUUCCUUGACGCAGAAUGUUGUCACCGUGCGCUCUGACGGCGUGGACGCCAAGCCCCUCAGAAGCGGCCAACUGGAUUAUACAGGGUUAGUUUUGGCUAGCAGUCUCUGGAUUGGAUGUAAAGGAGCACCGCCCGUGUAUACGUACCAGAGGGCCGCUAGGGGGCUCCAGGGCCCUUCUGCUGGGGGUCUCCCGGUCGCAGUAAGUCCACUAGCCCCCCGUCCUCAGCCUGGAGGACCGGGGGGGGGAAUCGACCCCAUGUUUUUAAUGUUGUUAAGGAUCCGCUCUGUGUUGCUGCACGGAGCUGUCCGGGCUUCUUGUGUCCUGUAGAGCGGGGCUCCUCAGCGGCAGGUCGGACUCUGAGCACGCCGAACGCCCUGACAGCCCUCUGCACGCCACAGCUGGGCUCUCUGUUUGGACAAUGGAUCGCCGACUGUGAUGCUAAGAGGUUUCCGACAGGGCAGUCGGUCGGCCCCACGGAAACACUGACAGUGGGAGAGUGGGAGAUUAAACCGUUGUGGAACUCCUGGCUAGGGCUGGGGAUAUGAUCAUGAAUAUCCUCACAACAAUAUCAAAAGGCCUACCCUAUAUAUUUUUCGAUAUAGUUUCUAGCGCAAUGUCAAAGGACCAUAGUGAAUGAGUUAUAUUUACUAUUCACAAAAAAAAAAUAUUAAGCAAGAAAAUGCCCUCACCUUUAUUUGUCAUGUAUUGAAUUCACGCAUACAUUAUUUUUUGCCAUGGGGUAAUUUCUUUAUUUCGACAGAAGUGUGUUUGUACGUCAGGGGGAGGAGUAGCAUCCUGUCUGGCCAGAAUGACGCCUCAUGACUCAGCCUCGUCUGCAGCCUUUCAUCAGAAGUGCGUGUGGACACACCUUGCUUGGUUUCAUGAUGUAAUGACUUCCUUAUUAUGAUGCAUCGUGCUUGGAAUUUGAAGCCUUUAAACCGGUAAUUACCAUCAAAUAUUUUAGUUGUUGUAAAUUGCUACCAAAGUGAACUUUAGUCUUCGUAGGAAUCAUAUUGUGAGGUGUGACCGUGCUAGUGCCUAAAUAAAACCUGGUUCUUAGUCACGUACUUAAUAUUUUCUGGUUGGUCUCGGUUGCUGAAAUCAGUGUGGUCAAAAUGAGGCAAAAAGUCAAAACACAAGUUUAAAAAUAAAAGUUUUUAUAAGAUUUUUUUUUUCUUAUAGAUGACAAAGUGGAAUAAAUAACAUAUCUACAAAUAACUAUUCACAGUCUUUUUUUUUAACAUUAUUUACAGUUUUACAUUGUUUUUGUAUCGACAUUUUUUACAUUUUGUAAUUUUUUUUUUAACAUUGAGACUUCUGUCCACAAUAUUUGUCACCAUACAACAUUCCCUGCAAACAGGCUUAAAUAACACUGCAUACUAGGUUGGCAAUUGAGAUUCACCCGACCAUGCGCACCACAACCAAUCCUUCUCAGACCCAGGCAGACCACAUCCUCACGUUGACUUUGACAUCUCUCUCAUGAGCAAGGCACCUUGUCAACGCUACACGCUGAGCUAGGAAGAUGUUCUCACAGAGGUUUCGUCAGAGCUACUUUUCCUCUCGGGCUAGCGACCAGGCAUCAUAAAACCUUGCAAUCCAAGAGAAUUGUGCAAAUGAUCUGUUUUAAAAUGCCUUGCCUAGUAGAAAACAUUUUUCAUAACAGUCAAUACAAUGGCGUUGACUUGUCGUUUGGCUAACUGAA
Molecule: messenger RNA, 5205 nt
Organism: Gadus macrocephalus (Pacific cod)
Lineage: Eukaryota; Metazoa; Chordata; Actinopteri; Gadiformes; Gadidae
Gene: taf1c
Product: TATA-box binding protein associated factor, RNA polymerase I subunit C
Exons: 15
Coding region: 304-3435 (1043 amino acids)
Biological process (GO): transcription by RNA polymerase I
Cellular component (GO): fibrillar center
Molecular function (GO): RNA polymerase I core promoter sequence-specific DNA binding; protein binding
Source: RefSeq, a predicted model, not a curated record